Messenger RNA from Aquila chrysaetos chrysaetos, 920 nucleotides. Its product is annotated as putative protein FAM47C. The record is from RefSeq and is a predicted model, not a curated record. NCBI's taxonomy places the organism in Eukaryota, Metazoa, Chordata, Aves, Accipitriformes, Accipitridae. The transcript is spliced from 2 exons. Bases 12 to 920 code for a protein of 302 amino acids.
GCGGCGGCUACAUGCGUGUCACACCUGUGUCACAUGUGUGUCCUGGCUCUCUGCACAUGUCACAUGCUCAAGCCUUGCACACACGUGUCCCGGGGUGUUCAAGCCCAGGCACAUGUGUGUUCCUUGUGUGUCCUGGCCCUGCACAUGUCCCAGCCCUCCACACACGUGUUGCUUUUGUGUCCUGGCCCUGCACAUGUCACUGCUCACCACAUGUGUGUUCCUUGUGUGUCCUGGCCCUGCACACGUGUCCCAGCCCUCCACACGUGUUCCUUGUGUGUCCUGGCCCUGCACACGUGUCCCAGCCCUCUGCACAUAUAUCUGCCCUGCACAUCCUCACCCCGCGCACGUCCCACACGUACCCUGGCCCUCCACACAUGUAUGUUCCCACACAUCCUGCUCUCCACACAUGUUCUGACCCCAUGCGCACACGUGUCCCAUGCAUGUCCCAGCCCUACACACACCCAUAUCCCAUGUGCAUCCUGGUUGCAUGCACGUGUGUCUCAGACCUCUACACGUGUCCCCGCCCUCUGCAUGCAUGUCCCAUGCAUGUCCCAGCCCUCUACACGUGUCCCUGCCCUCUGCACACGCAUGUCCUAAGUGUGUCCAGCCCUCUGCACAUGCAUGUCCCCACAUCCCAGCCCUCUGCACACACAUCCCACACGUCUCAGUUGUGCACACGCAUGUCCCAUGCAUGUCCAGCCCCUCCACACACGCGUGUGGCCUGCGGCACCGCCCAGCCCACAGCAGUGUUCCCCCCUCUGCGGCCGCCAGCGGCCGUUGCAAUGCGGCGAAAAACCUGCAGCCGCAGGAAGACGACGGAUCCAAAAACCUCAGAAACGGCCCUGGAAACACCUCGGGGUCCCCCCGCCACCCCCAAAAUCGCUCAAUUUUACCCCAUUUCCCCUCCCGUCACCCUCUGA